Amoebophrya sp. A120 is the source of this 1255-nucleotide messenger RNA. NCBI's taxonomy places the organism in Eukaryota, Dinophyceae, Syndiniales, Amoebophryaceae. The record is from the annotation of a GenBank genome assembly.
AUCAAUAAGGUAAGAACAAACUCCACCGCUUCAGCCCUCCGUGCGGAAAAGCGGAGAGAAGCGUACGAAAGGGAGAAGGAGAAGAGGGAAAUGCAGGAGUGCACCUUUCGGCCGCAGUCGCGCACAACUGCUAAAGGUGUGAGAACAUCAUCAGUGGGACGAGCAGGAGCCGUGUCGUCUUCUCGACCCGUAGUGCGAGAGCCACCUGCUAGUGCAGCUGGUGCAGCGGUAGGACAGAAAACCGAAAAAUCAUCUCCGAUUUCUUCUACUUCCGGUUCUUUCGUCUCCGCAUCAGCCACGACCCCCGCAGCCGCGCCAUCUAGAACAAAUAUGAAACAAGUUCAGCUUGCCCCCUCCGCGUCUGUGAAAUUAAUUUCCGUGCCCGGCUUAUGGAAGUGUCAAAAUCGAAACUCGCAAAAUCGAAAAAAUUGUAUAUGCAUCAAAUGUAGUGGGGCACGUAUGGCCUGUGUAGUUGGGGUGCUUGCAGGCAAAUGAGACCGAUUGCAGGCCUGUUUAGGGGAAGGCGAUGCGCUGCCAGAGUAGCAUGACAGGAGCAGUCUUCCUUGCCCAAACAGCAUGACAGGUUGGAUUUUGUUGCUUCCGAAAUUUGUCAUGCCCCACUUGGAAACUGAGGCUCCAACUGGUAUCGAGUUUAUGCAUCACAAAAAAUUAUUAAUUUCGAUUUUGUUGAUUUCGAUUCUGACGCUUCCAUACGGCUUUGAGAAAUCCGCCAUUCGGAUGCGGCUCGGGCGGCUGCAAACGGAGUAUGAAGAGAAGAAACGGCAGCUCUUGUGCGGAAUAUCCACUGCAAAUCAAGUAUCGUACUAAUAUAAAUCGCAUGACAAAUUUCCACAGCAUGAGAAAUGAAAUUUGUAAUGCGGAUUUAACUUAACUACAGAAGAACUUGUAGUGCAUAAAAAAUGCGAUUAGUACGAGUACGAACUUUUGCAGUGCAUACGGAAAUCUGAACGCCAAAAUCACGUCUAGUUUUUCAUCAUCCGCCCAAACCCUCGACCGUGCGAGCUGGCGGGACAGACGGCUGGUAUCCUGUGCAAAAGUAUCGUACUCGUAUAAAUGCAAGUCUUGCAUUACAAAUCUUGUUCCCAAGGCAAAUCCGCACUACAAAUUUUAUUUCUCAUGCUGAGGAAAUGCAUUUAUACGAGUGCGAUACUUGUACUUCUGCAAUUCAUAGCUGGCGCCGCCCGACCACGCGACCGCGAUCCGGGACAUUGUCCUGCGGGCGGUGGAGGAGAAG